Molecule: messenger RNA, 2552 nt
Organism: Cylas formicarius (sweet potato weevil)
Lineage: Eukaryota; Metazoa; Arthropoda; Insecta; Coleoptera; Brentidae
Product: nuclear pore complex protein Nup93
Exons: 10
Coding region: 88-2532 (814 amino acids)
Biological process (GO): protein import into nucleus; poly(A)+ mRNA export from nucleus
Cellular component (GO): nuclear pore
Molecular function (GO): structural constituent of nuclear pore
Source: RefSeq, a predicted model, not a curated record
AAUAAAUGUUAUGUUUAUUGUCCUAACCUAGUAACGGAAAGGCCGAUUUUCGCGGUUGUGAAUUGUUAAAUUUUUAAAAUUUAAAAGAUGACGGACUUUUCAGACCUCUUACGCGAGGCCGAAAAAUUAACUAAUGAUCUCGAAGGAACUACGGAACUUCCAAAAGUAGAAAGAUCACUCAAACAAGUAUUAGACGCUUCUAAUGAUUUGUAUACCCGAGUUGCCCAAACUGGGUCUAAGGACAUUCAAGCUAAUUUACUAUUGGGUUCAAAAGGGAUAGAUCUACCGAAAAUUGUUCAAAAAUUGGAAUCAAUUAGUACAAAACGAACAUUUGAACCUAUUCAACCUGUCGAUGACUUAGAUGUACCCAGUUUAUUGCAAAACGAAAUUAGAAACAAGAUUCUCGAAGCAUUUGACUCAGGAUACAGUGAGAUGUUAAAGUCUACUUCUGAAAAUGCAUGGGAACACCAAUCUGGCGAAUGGAAGCAACAAAAAAGGAAGAUACUAAGUGCUUUAGGUGGUCGAUCCGGUUUGCCCAUUGAAAUUGGAAAACAUCAGAGCAUAAUAAUGGAAAAACCGUCCAUUCCAAUUGGGCAAUUAGGUCCUAUUGAAACAAUAUAUGCUUCUAAAAUUAUGGAAUAUAACAAAGCCAUUGUUACGGGAGUACCAAAACCUAAUCUUGUUCAAAUGUUUUUGGAUGUAGCUAAUCAAUUUAAGGAUGCUAAAGUGAAAGACAUGUGGGAAAUUGUCAAAUAUAUGGUGAAAGUACCAUCAUUUCCACAGUCUGAAGAUCCUGUUAACUUAAGAAAUGGCAAAGGUACAAUUGAAGCCUUAGUUCAACAGGGCAAGAAAUAUCUUGAAGAUAGGUACAAAACAUAUAUGAACAAUAUGGUUACCGAAAAUUUAGCUCAAGCAGUACGUGGAGGAAUUCCCGGCACAUAUUCCUUGGUUAGGGGUUUUGUAGGCCUGAGACUACAAGGUGAAUAUUUGGGCUUAAGGGACGGCUCCAUAGAUGAUCGUCCACUGUGGCCCAUGGUAUAUUAUUGUUUGCGCUCAGGAGAUCUAUCAGCAGCUUUAUAUUGUCUUAAAAAAAGCUAUUUCUCUGAGUACCGCGACGUUGUUAGCAUUCUUGAAGCUAAAAUGAAUAAUCCCAAUAGUCCUGAAAUUGCAAAACUGGAGGAUAGCAUAAAGUUUUCAUACAGAAGGUUUGUCAGGAAUGAAACGGACCCAUUUAAAAGAAUUAUUUGGUCAGUUCUGGGUUGUUGUGAUGUUGUUGAUGAACAUUCAGAGGUUGCAAGAACUGCCGAUGAUUAUCUUUGGCUGAAACUGAGUUUGGUUUGUGUGGAUUCUAAUAAGGAUGACCAUGUAAAAUAUAAUGAUUUGCAGCAAUUAGUCUUAGAAGAAUAUGGUGAAAUUCAUUAUGAUGCCUUCAAUCAACCACAUCUUUAUUUUCAAGUACUGAUGCUAACAGGGCAGUUUGAGGCUGCAAUAGAGUUUUUGACUAGGAUCGAAAGAUUUAAAGUCCACAGUGUUCACAUGGCUCUAGCUUUAAAUGAAGUUUAUAUGAUUGCAGGACCACAUGAUACCAGCGCUCCUCUUAUUUUUAUAGAUCCUGCUGAUCCAAAACCUGCUAGACGUUUAAACUUAGCUCGCCUAAUCAUGCUUUAUGUACGUGCAUUUGAGCUAAAUUGUCUCGACGAGGCACUUCACUAUUUCUAUCACCUAAGAAAUUAUACUAAUUUAGACGGUCAGAAUCUUUUUAAAGUAUGUGUUGCCGAUCUGGCAAUAGAAACUAAGCAGUAUGAAAAAAUUUUGGGUAGAGUACAAAGCAAUGGGAUUAGAAUAAAGGGUCUUAUUGAUCAGUUUACUGACAACAAUGUUACUGCUGACAGUGUUGCUCAACUGAUUGGGGACAAUCUUGUAAAGAAGGGCUUGUGCGAAGAGGCCAUCAAUGUUUAUGACAUUGCUAAUAAUCAAGAAGAAAUAUUAAACUAUUUGUGCAGCAUGCUGUCUCAGGUGGUUCACUUAGAAAACGAAGAGGGAACACUUAGAGGCAGACUUCAAGAGAAAGCUGUAGUGUUUGCUGAUAGAUUCUGUAGAGAAGGAUAUAAUUGUUCGUCUAGUCUGAUGAUUUCCUUUUUGAAACUUAAAGAACUUUUGAUCUUCUUUAACUUAUAUCAUGCCAAAGAGUAUCCACAAGCUCUUAAGGUUUUAAGUGAUCUUCAGCUCAUUCCAUUCAGGAAUGAAGAAAUUAUUGAUAAGGUUCAAAGCUUUAAAGCUUUAACGGCCGACGUCAGCAAAGUGAUUCCCGAUGUAUUAUUAGCAACCAUGAAUAUGUUAUUCGCCCAAUAUCAGAAAAUCAAAGGCAAUAUUGAGUAUAUACCACGUUAUCAGGAUAAUUCUGUUGAAAAUCAAAUGGCGCAUUUACGAGCACAAGCGAAAGUUAUAACGAAUUUUGCUGGAAUGUUGCCAUACAGAAUGCCAGGGGAUACUAAUAGUCGUUUGGUGCAAAUGGAAAUAUUAAUGCAUUAAAUUAUUAUUUUUAUUACUUU